This is a messenger RNA of Saccostrea cuccullata (small rock oyster), 546 nucleotides long. Its product is annotated as ribonuclease Oy-like. The annotation marks the transcript as partial. NCBI's taxonomy places the organism in Eukaryota, Metazoa, Mollusca, Bivalvia, Ostreida, Ostreidae. The transcript is spliced from 7 exons. The record is from RefSeq and is a predicted model, not a curated record. Gene Ontology annotation, molecular function: RNA binding; ribonuclease T2 activity. Gene Ontology annotation, biological process: RNA catabolic process. Gene Ontology annotation, cellular component: extracellular region.
UAUAAAUGUAUAAAAGCAUGACAUUAUAUUUUCCUUACCAAUUCGAACAGGAUGCGGAAAAGUAUUUAUCAGUUGUCCAGCGCCUUUGUCUUCAUUUUGACAUUGUGCCAUGGUGAAAAGGAAUGGGACUCCUUCGUAUUGAGUUUGACAUGGCCGGUUACACUUUGUAAAUUCAGUAAACUGUAUAACAAAGAUCACCCGAAAUGUGUUGUUCCUGCUAUGAUGUGGGAAAUCCACGGGCUAUGGCCUUCUUUUAGCAGUGGUGGUCGGUCUCCGGAGAAGUGCAAAAUAUCGCACAAGUUCCGCAAAGAAGAAAUAAAGGGUAUAUUGAGUAAACUUGAAAAAUACUGGCCAGAUCAGCUCCCUGGAAAAAAUAAAUAUCAGUUUUGGGAACAUGAAUGGGAAAAGCAUGGGAGAUGUGCCACAGUUGUGAAGGCUACAGGAAGUGAGCUGAAGUAUUUUAACAGAACGAUUGCUCUUCGCCAACAAUUUGAUGUAGACAGGAUGUUGUCUUCAGCUGGUGUCAAACCUGGAAAGUCAUACAAG